AUGUCGGCCCGGGACGAACCACCACACUUUCGGCAACGCGAACGUGGAGGCGGCCGGACCAACAGCCGUUCACCGCGUCGGGACAGGCGCGAUGACCGCGAGCGCGAGCGCGACCGAGACCGAAGGUAUGCGCAGGUGAAGCGGGAACCGGAUGCGGGAUACGGCGCCCGCGAGCGGGAACGCGAGCGCGAAGACGAUCGGCAGCGGUACGACGAGGACGCCGGCGAGCCCAAGAGCCCACCAAAGCCAGACUUUAGCUCGUCUGGCCUGCUGGCCAAGGAGAGUAACCAGGUCAAGGGCGUUGCGCUCAAGUAUCACGAGCCGCCCGAGGCGCGCAAGCCGACACAAAACUGGCGGCUAUACGUGUUCAAAGGGGACGAGCAGGUCGACCUCAUCCAUGUUUAUAGCCAGAGUUGCUUCCUGGUCGGGCGCGACGCGGUCGUCGCGGACAUCCAUGUGCAGCACCCGAGCUGUAGCAAACAGCAUGCGGUGCUGCAGUUCCGUGCGGUGUCGAAGCGGAGCCAGUAUGGCGAUGUCAAGAGCGACGUCAAGCCGUAUAUCCUCGACCUUGACAGCACCAACGGCACGUACGUCAACGGGCAGGAGGUGCCCAAGUCGCGAUACUACGAGCUGCGAGUAAACGAUGUGCUUAAGUUCGGGACGUCGGCGCGGGAGUAUGUACUCCUGCACGAGGAUGCGGGCAAGUAG
Cutaneotrichosporon cavernicola is the source of this 708-nucleotide messenger RNA. RefSeq lists its product as uncharacterized. Gene Ontology annotation, molecular function: protein binding; mRNA binding. Bases 1 to 708 code for a protein of 235 amino acids. Gene Ontology annotation, biological process: maintenance of RNA location; mRNA splicing, via spliceosome. Gene Ontology annotation, cellular component: nucleus. The record is from RefSeq and is a predicted model, not a curated record. The transcript is spliced from 4 exons. Lineage: Eukaryota; Fungi; Basidiomycota; Tremellomycetes; Trichosporonales; Trichosporonaceae.